AUGGAAGCCAGGCUGAUAUCAAGUUUCGAAGCUGCAGCGAAGGACAAGUCUGUUCCAGGCAUUGGCGCUAUGCUUGUCAACUCCAAAGGCGAAGUGCUAUUUGAGACUUCCCACGGCACACUGAAUCUCGACGAUCCAGCUUCGCCACGAUUCACGAAAGACACCAUGUUGCACGUGUUCAGCUGCACUAAGCUCUUGACUUCUAUUGCCGCGCUCCAGUUGUACGAACAAGGAAUGCUAUCACUUUCCGACCCGGUGGAAAAGUACGUUCCCCGAAUCGCGAAGAUCCAGGUCAUCGAGUCGAUGAGCGCUGAUGGACCUAUUCUGCGAACCCCAAAAUUUAAGCCGACCAUCCUCCAGCUCCUCACUCAUACGGCAGGCUUUUCGUAUGACUCCUUCGACCCAUUGACAUUGCAAUACCGCAUGUACACAGGCCGCAAGCCGGGCGGUUAUUCGGCCCCAAGCGAGUACAAGGACUUUGAAACCCCGUAUAUUGCUGACCCAGGCACCAAAUAUGUCUACGGGGUGAACACAGAUUGGAUGGGCUUCGUCAUAGAGGCCAUCACCGGGCAGAACCUAGCCGAGUAUCUCGACCAGAACGUCCUCAAGCCUUUGGGGAUGCACAACACGGGCCCGGUUCCGGAUCCUUCUAAGCCGACACUGGUAAUCCACAUCCCCGUCCACGGCAAGUUGGUAGCAGUGCCAGCUUCGAAGCCCACCGACAAGCCCGGGGUGCAUGGCGGCGGAUCAUUUCUGUAUUCCACACUCGAGGACUACGCUAAACUUCUGGCAACUAUGCUCAACAACGGCACAAGUCCAUCCACUGGCGAGGCCAUACUAAAACCGGAAACUGUCGAGCACUAUCUCUUCACCGAUCAACUGCCGCCGAAGGUUGACCGGUCCCAACUCGGUGAAAUCAGCACUGCGGUCCCCCUUGAUUGUGCCGAAGGAGGUUUCUUUCCAAGUCUUCCUCUCAGCUCACGUGGCUGGUCGUGCGGACUGCUCCUGAACCACGAGGACCUACCGUUUGGGCGGAAGAAGGGCAGCGGUGGUUGGGCUGGGUUGGGGAAUCUAUAUUACUGGAUUGAUCCGACUGCGAAUGUCGCAGGGAUCAUCGGCACAGGGACGCUUCCAUUCAUGAACCCGACAGUUCUGAAGCUCUUUGAUGAACUUGAGCGUGUGGCGUACGGUCAUGAACCCGCGGGCGACAAAGCAGAUCCCAGAACCAUGAACCAUAGAGUUGGUCCGCCCCUGGAUUCGGAUCGGGCGAAGAUGUAA
Messenger RNA from Exophiala spinifera, 1278 nucleotides. RefSeq lists its product as uncharacterized. The transcript has a single exon. The coding region runs from base 1 to 1278 and encodes 425 amino acids. NCBI's taxonomy places the organism in Eukaryota, Fungi, Ascomycota, Eurotiomycetes, Chaetothyriales, Herpotrichiellaceae. The record is from RefSeq and is a predicted model, not a curated record.